Solanum stenotomum is the source of this 526-nucleotide messenger RNA. Its product is annotated as serine decarboxylase 1-like. The record is from RefSeq and is a predicted model, not a curated record. Gene Ontology annotation, biological process: carboxylic acid metabolic process. The transcript has a single exon. Lineage: Eukaryota; Viridiplantae; Streptophyta; Magnoliopsida; Solanales; Solanaceae. Gene Ontology annotation, molecular function: carboxy-lyase activity; pyridoxal phosphate binding. Bases 20 to 526 code for a protein of 168 amino acids.
CUUUCUGCAAUUUCAACAGAUGAUUAGUUUCAAGAAGCCAAUUGGAAGUGUCACAAUUUCUGGCCACAAGUUCCUAGGAUGCCCAAUGCCUUGUGGUGUCCAAAUAACAAGAAAAAGCUACAUCAAUAAUCUCUCAACAAAUGUGGAGUACAUUGCUUCUGUGGAUGCCACUAUUUCUGGUAGCCGUAACGGUUUAACUCCAAUUUUCUUGUGGUAUAGCUUGAGCGCAAAAGGUCAAAUUGGCCUGCAAAAGGAUGUUAAAAGAUGUCUCGACAAUGCUAAAUAUUUGAAAGAUCGUCUUCAAAAAGAAGGGAUAAGUGUCAUGCUGAAUGAGCUUAGCAUCAUAGUUGUACUUGAAAGGCCUCGUGACCAUGAAUUUGUCCGACGUUGGCAACUUUCAUGCGUCAAAGAUAUGGCACAUGUUAUUGUUAUGCCAAGCAUCACACGAGAAAUGCUUGACAAUUUCAUCAGUGAAUUAGAUGCUCCAUCCGUGUUACAUAUUUGCUUUAACUUAAUUUUUGCUUGA